Molecule: messenger RNA, 1128 nt
Organism: Thelazia callipaeda (thelaziosis nematode)
Lineage: Eukaryota; Metazoa; Nematoda; Chromadorea; Rhabditida; Thelaziidae
Source: the annotation of a GenBank genome assembly
CAUAAGGAACAGCUUGGCAAUAUAGAUCCCGGUAAUCCAAACUGGCAAUUUCUAACAAUGAUCCGUGAUUACCAGUCGCAGAUUGACUUUCGGCCAUUGAAAAUUUCGGAUCAAGUGACUGACCACCAGAUCUGUGUGUGCGUUCGAAAAAGACCACUUAACAGAAAAGAAAUUAUGAAAAAAGAAAUCGAGGUCAUUACGAUACCGAAUAAGGAUCAUUUAAUUGUUCAUCAACCUCAAGUCAAGGUUGACUUGACAAAGUAUUUAGAUAAUCAGAAGUUUCGAUUUGAUUACACGUUUGACGAGAAUACCAGUAACGAAAUGGUUUACAGAUUCACUGCUCAACCACUGGUAAAAACAAUCUUUGAACAAGGUUUUGCCACCUGUUUUGCAUAUGUCUUCGAGGACGGUAAAAAGGAGGUUCAAGUCGUUGGAUUGCAAGAGAUAGUGGUUAAUGACGAAAGUGAUGUAUUGGAUUUAAUUAGAAAAGGAUCUGCACUGCGGACAGCCGGAACAACAUCUGCAAAUCCUAAUUCAUCUAGAUCUCAUGCAGUAUUUCAAAUCAUUCUGCGUCGUAUUUGGGGUAAAUUUUCGUUAAUCGAUUUGGCAGGGAAUGAAAGGGGUGUUGAUACUGUUAAUACAGACAGGCAAACUCGAAUGGAAAGUGCAGAAAUAAAUAAAUCUCUUCUAGCUCUUAAAGAAUGUAUACGGGCCAUGGGUCGAAACUCUGCUCACAUUCCAUUUCGUGCCUCUAAACUUACUUUGGUCCUUCGCGACAGUUUUAUUGGCUCUAAAGCUAAAACUUGCAUGAUUGCGAUGAUUAGUCCCGGAAUGUCUUGUUGUGAACAUACCUUAAACACUUUGCGAUAUGCUGAUAGGGUUAAAGAGCUGGGAGCAGAUGAAAGCUCGAAUGCACCUCUGGAAGAUGAACAUCUUAUGUUGAAAAAUAUUGGUGAAAAUUAUAAUCUCCUGAAGUCCAAAAAUAAUUUGUUAAUCUCUCUUAGUAUACUUGAUUUAAAUUUUAAACCUUCAAUUUUAGAAAAUGCUGAACAUCUGGUCACAGAACUUAACCGUGAGACAGAAAUUAUCAAAAAAAGCUCAAAUCACAACAAGAAGCACGAAAUAUGA